AUGUUGGGUGUUCUGUUAAGGCAAAAAGAAAGUGGCCGAGCAGUUUCUUCAUCACUCAGAGUUCAGUCGUUCUCUCGGGCUACCAAUGACUAUAGCUCUCGUAUGCAUAUGUUCGGUCCCUUUGCUCAUAUUCGUACUAAUGCCAUUCUCGUUGACCAGUCUGGCUGGACCAUCGACCUUAUUGACUGUGCUAAUCACUUUCAUAGUGGUAUUGCUAGCAUCCUUUCAACAGAUGUCUCCAAACUGCCAGAAAAUGUGCUUGUGCCCGAGAUGUUCAGCGUUUUGAACGUACCCGCGGCCAAUAUGUGGAAGCACAAAGGUGCUCAUUCCCCUUUCCUUCCGGUUCUGUAUCCGCCUUGGAAUACUUUGCUGCUCCGUGCACAUCAGUUGAUAGCGAGAGACUCUUUAGGGAAGGAAAAAAAUGAAACACAAGUGUUCAGGGCCUGCAAAGCUUGUAGUCAGAGAGAAGUUGAGCGUUAUGGUUGUCAUGAGGGUUCCAACCCACCAUCCAUAUCUCGAGCCAGGCUGAGCGAUCUUGAGUAUGAGUUGGAACAAGCCCAGAAACUACUUGAAGAGGCAAGAAAACAACAGCGGAAAGAACGUGAACACAUCGAGAAGCUACAGUCUGAGGAAAGGCGUUGGAAACAUGCAGUUGGUCUUGAGUAG
Messenger RNA from Cylicocyclus nassatus, 666 nucleotides. NCBI's taxonomy places the organism in Eukaryota, Metazoa, Nematoda, Chromadorea, Rhabditida, Strongylidae. The record is from the annotation of a GenBank genome assembly.